AUGCAGACUGCUGCGGAGGACUGCGGCCUGCUGGCCGUCGACUGCGUGGUGGUAUGCUGCUGCUGCCCCUGCUUGCUCCUCCGAGUUACGCUCUUCCUUUUCAUCAGAUUACCGGUGAAGUCGACGAGAAUUGUUCUCCGGCGGAUCAGGAAAAGGCUGAAGAAGAAUGGCAGGAGCAGGCAGGAGAUGGACGGGAAAGCAGCAGCAGUUGACGGAGCUCAAGGACACCUCUGCGAUCUCUGCGAGGGGAGCUCUUUUGCGGAUGAAGCUGAGAAGGUGCUGCAGGGACUGCUGGUGGAUGAUGAAGGUAGAGUGUGGGUGGAAUCAGAGAAGGUGUGGGAGGAGUUGAUAGGGGAUGAAGGACUGUUUUGGUUUGGCAGCUUCUGGGGCUGUGACGCUUCACGCGCGUCGUCAGUAGUUCCCAACUUGUAA
Zingiber officinale is the source of this 432-nucleotide messenger RNA. RefSeq lists its product as uncharacterized. The transcript has a single exon. The record is from RefSeq and is a predicted model, not a curated record. Bases 1 to 432 code for a protein of 143 amino acids. NCBI's taxonomy places the organism in Eukaryota, Viridiplantae, Streptophyta, Magnoliopsida, Zingiberales, Zingiberaceae.